AGAAUGAUUGACUGGUUGUCCUGGCCUCUGGCUCAGCAUGUGGAAACAUGGGUGAUUGCACUGCUAAAAGGACUGGCUGCAGUCCAGAAAUUUACCAUUCUCAUUGAUGUCACUCUGCUUAAGAUUGAGUUGGUCUUUAAUCGACUUUGGUUUCCUCUAGUGAGGCCUGGUGCCCUUGCUGUCCUUUCCCAUAUGUUACUUAGUUUUCAACAUUCUCCAGAAGCUUUUCAUUUGAUUGUCCCACAUGUUGUCAGUUUGGUUCACUCCUUCAAAAGAGAUGGCUUACCUUCCAGUACAGCCUUUUUGAUGCAGUUGACUGAGUUAAUACACUGUAUGAUGUAUCAUUAUUCAGGAUUUCCAGAGCUCUAUGAACCUAUUCUGGAAGCUGUUAAGGAUAUGCCCAAACCCACUGAAGAGAAGAUUAAGUUGAUUCUCAGUCAGAGUGCCUGGACUUCACAAUCCAGUUCUUUGCCAUCUUGUUUAUCUAGACUUUCUGGAAAAUCUGAAACUGGGAAGACAGGCCUAAUUAAUCUAGGAAAUACUUGCUACAUGAACAGUGUUAUUCAGGCACUUUUUAUGGCUACAGAUUUCAGAAGACAUGUUUUAUCUCUGAAUCUAAAUGGGUGUAAUUCACUAAUGAGAAAAUUACAGCAUCUUUUUGCAUUUUUGGCCCAUACCCAGAGGGAGGCAUAUGCUCCUAGAAUUUUCUUCGAGGCUUCCAGACCACCAUGGUUCACCCCUCGAUCCCAGCAAGAUUGCUCAGAGUAUCUUAGAUUCCUGCUAGACAGGCUGCAUGAAGAAGAGAGAACCUUGAAAGCACUGUCUUCAGUAAAGACUUCAGAAAAUAUAAUGAAUGAAGAGUCCCAGACACAAGAAGCUGAUCAUAAAGCACAAGUAUUUGCACCUUAUACAGGAAGCGAAGAAAGAACUCUGAUAGAGAAGAUGUUUGGAGGAAAGCUGAGGACUACUAUAUGCUGUUUGAACUGCAAAAGUAUGUCUCAAAAAGAAGAAGCUUUCACAGAUCUCUCUCUGGCUUUCUGUCCUCCCACUUCCUUGGAGAAUAUUGGCCCAAAAUGCAUGGAAAGUUCUGAAGUGAAAGACGAUUACAUGGUGCAAACUAACACUUUAGCAACUAGUCCUGCUGGAGAAACACCUCUCAAUAAUUUGGAAGUAAAUGGUGGAUGUGACACAAUAAUGAAUGAAGGAACCCUAAAAGAUUUUUCUAUUGAGCCAAACUCUGAGAAUACCACAAAUUCUGAACUCAACAAAGUUCAAGAUAAUAGGGAUACGUCUCAGAGGCUAGUAGGUAAAAAUACUCUGUCAGUUACAGACUUACUGAAUUAUUUUCUGGCACCUGAGAUCCUCAGUGGAGACAAUAAGUAUUAUUGUGAAAAGUGUGCCUCUCUACAGAAUGCUGAGAAAACUAUGCAAAUCAUCGAGGAACCUGAAUACCUCAUUCUCACUCUCUUGAGAUUUUCAUAUGAUCCAAAGUGUCAUAUAAGGCGCAAAAUCUUGGACAAUGUUUCUCUGCCACUUGUUUUGGAACUACCACUCAAAAGAACAUCCUCUUUAGCUGUAGAUCCAGGAAUUUGGUCUGCUGGUGUUGAGAUUUCUGAUACUGGAGAAAAUCUUGCUAAAAAGCUGAAGCCCUCAGGUGCUGAUGAAGUGACCUGCCCACAAUUGGUGCCCUAUACAUUAAGCUCUGUGGUGGUGCAUUCUGGUGUAUCCUCUGAAAGUGGACAUUAUUAUUCAUAUGCUAGAAAUGUUACUGGGUCAGGACUCUGCCACCAGUCUACAGCUCUUUCUUUAGUUUCUCCUCAGGAUAAGUUGUUGACAGAGGAGAGUCCUUGUACUGUUGUAGAAAAUGAGCUGGACAUGGAGAUGCCAAGAGAAUGGUUUCUGUUCAAUGAUAGCAGAGUGACAUUUACCUCAUUUCAGUCAGUCCAGAAAAUUACCAGUAGAUUUCCAAAGGACACCGCUUAUGUUCUGUUUUACAAAAAACAGAACAGCACCUGUGGCUUCAACACCAAUUCAGCAAAUGGACUCUGGGUAAAUGGAGACCCACCCCUACAAAAGGACCUCAUGGAUGCAAUUACAAAAGAUAACAAACUGUACUUGCAGGAGCAAGAGCUUAGUGCUCGAACACAGGCACUUCAAGCUGCCUCAGCUUCAUGCUCUUUUCGACCCAAUGGAUUUGAUGACAAUGACCCCCCGGGAAGUUGUGGACCUACAGGUGGAGGAGGAGGGGGUGGGUUCAAUACUGUUGGUAGAUUAGUGUUUUGACUAUGAAGACACCCUGGAAUACACUGGUUCCAAAGCAGCUCUGUACUGCUGAGGACAACUAAAAUAGUGAACUUUGUCAGAUAUUGUACUAAGUUCUGAGACUUGAUCUUUGUUUCAAAAGCAAAUGUUGGGGGCUUUUUGGUUAUGUUUUAUUUGAAAUAAAUAAGCGCAUAAUGGAAAAAA
Nestor notabilis (Kea) is the source of this 2466-nucleotide messenger RNA. It is a transcript of the gene USP38, whose product is annotated as ubiquitin specific peptidase 38. Lineage: Eukaryota; Metazoa; Chordata; Aves; Psittaciformes; Psittacidae. Gene Ontology annotation, molecular function: cysteine-type deubiquitinase activity; cysteine-type endopeptidase activity. The coding region runs from base 4 to 2283 and encodes 759 amino acids. Gene Ontology annotation, cellular component: nucleus; cytosol. The record is from RefSeq and is a predicted model, not a curated record. Gene Ontology annotation, biological process: ubiquitin-dependent protein catabolic process; protein deubiquitination. The transcript is spliced from 8 exons.